This is a messenger RNA of Botrytis sinoallii, 2133 nucleotides long. RefSeq lists its product as uncharacterized. The record is from RefSeq and is a predicted model, not a curated record. The coding region runs from base 1 to 2133 and encodes 710 amino acids. NCBI's taxonomy places the organism in Eukaryota, Fungi, Ascomycota, Leotiomycetes, Helotiales, Sclerotiniaceae. The transcript has a single exon.
AUGUCGACGAGCGCAAACCUGCCGGCAGGAUUUUCAAUUACUUCAAUAAAUGGUGUGAGAUGUACUGCUGUUCCAAGGACGGCCAAUACAGUAUCAUCAGCAAUUACAACUGCAGUUCCAAUUCCAGUUUCUACAUCUACAUCAUCAUCAUCUUCUUCUUCUUCUUCUUCGUCUACGUCUACCUCCUCAAGUUCAACUUCGACUUCAACUUCAACUCCGGAGAGUGCCACUCAAACUCCGCAACCAACCUCAACACCGGUUAGUGUGGUCCCAGCAGUUGCGAGUUCACCAGUGGCUGUUGCGGUGGGAGGACCAGUGGUACAAUCGUCAAGUACGACUACGAGUGCAGUUGAACCAAAACCAACUCCACCAACCCCACCUCCACCUCCACCUCCACCUCCACCUGCACCAACCCCAGUAGCUACCACCUCAAGUGCAUCCCAAACUCAAACAACUUCAACAAACAUCAGUACGACAACAUCACCUAGCCCAGCGUCUAAAGGCACGACGCCAACUGAGUCAUCAAGUACUUCAAUAGCAAUUGCUCAAAGUCAGAUAAGUACUACAGCUACAUCCAGUCAUGAUCCCGCAACCCACGAUCCCAGUGUCGGUCAUGCAACUUCAGUCGUGAGCGCAACAGCAUCUUCAACACAAUCGGUUGAGUCAACAGCUGCAGGUGGAAUUUCUUCGUUGGGUCGUCUCAUGACUGCACCUGUAAUUGGAGGAAUACUGGGCGGAAUCGGCUUUCUUGCAUUAAUAGGAUUGAUCAUAUUCUGCUGUAGGAGAAGAAGAAAGUCAAAGAGAAACUCUCUCCUCACACCUCUGACAAACGGAACUCAAGACCAGUUCUAUGAUAUUGAUAAGAAGGCACAAGGCCAGUAUUACGAUAUUUAUGAUGAUUCCGUAGGAUCAGCGGGUCGAGGUACAAACUUUAAAGCACAAAUAGGGGGUGUUGCGACAAAUUUUGGCGCAGGUUUAGCUGGUAUAGGUUCUACUCUUAAGAAUCAUGUUCAGCCAGGAAAUAAGCCAACCGUGAAUCUUGAUAGAGGGAACUCACAAUUCUUUGAAGGUCCAAUUCCAUAUCAUAGCAGGAACAACUCUUCGGCAUCUGCACAUGCAUUGCACUACGCCGCAAAAGAUCGAGCAGAUGACUUCACGAAUAAAGUUAAAGGUGUAUUUCGAAAAACCCCGAAAGAAGAACAGGAUCCUUUUGCAAUGGCACGUGGAAUGUCGGAAAGGCAGGACUUUGGCAAUCUGAUGGACAUGGAUGAUCGUAAUUUAUUAAUGAAAGCUGAGCGUCGCCGUCUUUCUCUUUCUUCAAACUCGGGAUCCGGACAAAUGUUCGGUAGUUUGGGGUUAGACUUCGGUAUUCCACAAGAUCCGUUUGCGGAUCCUGCUUCAAGAAACUUGAAUACCAAUCCAUUUGCGGACCCGAACAAAUGGGAUUCUAUUUCUCGGCCUGGCCCUGCCAUUCCGAGGACCAGUACAUAUAUCAGCGACGUCCGUCGUUCUCGUGGCGAGUCAUUAGACAGUACUACUCGAGGUCAUAAGAAUGCACCAAGCAGUGUCUAUGGGCCGGCUGCAUAUCGCACUCCAAGCAUCAGUAAUGUAUCACGGUAUCCCUCAAGUAUAGCACCCAGUACGGAAAGCUUUCGUGAUACAUUAUACUCUACAGCUUCCAACAUCAACAAUACACGUAGAAUGGCUGGGCGAUCUGACCCCUUCGACCUCGAGCGACCAGAACUAUGGUUGCCAAUGUUGGCAAACAGCGUCCAGAAAUCAAAUAGCCCUGCGUUGUUUGAACGUGGCUCCGAUUUUUAUCCAGAUCCAUUAACGAUGCCCACUUUUAAACCAGGUCAGGCGCCAGUAGUGCCAAUCCAAAACUUCGUGAGCAGCGACUCGAGAAUAGCAAGUCAAGGUACUUAUGAAAGCAAAUACAGCAGUAGAACAUCAAUGGGCGACUGGGGAGAUCCAGGUCCAGAUAUAGGGAGUGGACCGAGCAGUUUGGCUGGCCAAGGGUUUUAUGGUAUGAAUGGAAAUAUGAACCAACAGUGGGAUGUGAGGAGAAACGCAGAUAAUGUUAGUCCAAUGAGUGCUACAAGUAGUAAGGGAGGGGUUGGAAAAGCUAGAUGA